AUGGUCAAACAUAGGAAGACUGUCCAGUAUAAACAUGCCAACAACGAGUCCAGCAGCAGUUCCGGGGCAAGCGAUACGUCUAUUGCAGGACGUGCAUUUCACUUGUUAUCAGUAUGGAAGACUGGUGCCGGCUUCAUAUGUCUCGCGAUAGCUGUGUACGUGGGCACCCUGGGUUACCUGGAAACGAGGGUCAAUACUCCGCUCGAUGAGGAGAAGGUGGUUCAAGAAACGGGACUGUCGGUCCCAGAGCGUUACUGGGGUACCUAUAGGCCGGGGGUAUACUUUGGAAUGAAGUGCCGGGAGCCUCGUUCUCCAGUUUUCGGAAUGAUGUGGUAUGAACUAGCGGCAGCAGCUCAUAAGGGGAUCAGGCAUUUGUGCGAACAGAAUGAUAACCUGCCAACGUAUGGCUGGCUGCGUCACGAUGGUUUGAACUUCGGUGAGCAGCUGAUAUCAGAUCCGCCCCAUCAGAUACACACAUCCUUCAUCAAGACCCCGGGGGGAGAACACGGUGGACAUUGGACGGCUAGAAUUAAUAUCACAGCAACGGGUAAAUCCGCGCCGCCAUUAGUUCUCAUCUGGUACGCAGCCCUGGACGAGUCUCUGGGCUCGGGAUCUCAUUCCCGUCUCUGGGCGGAGCGUGGCACCCUGAUGGGGCACACCCCCGCCCUGGGGAGAUUCAGGGUGCAUCUGGUGCCGCAUUCUGGUAUACUCAUCCACUCGUCGCUCUCGGAGGCUCAUUCCGCUGGUCUCCACCUCCUCAAGGAGAAGUUCUACUCGCUGCUGAGGAUCGAGGACCAGCCGUACCUUGGAAGGCUGGCUGUGCUGGGGCCGGAUGAAGAGAUUGCUGAUUCGGACAAGGAGGUGAAUUUCGUGCCUAUCCAGAUGUUGGUGGAGACGCCGUUCGUUCUGGACGUGGUGUACACCACCGAGGACCUGCCGACACCGCCUGUCCGGGGAGACGAGUACACCAAAACCAUGGAGAAGCUGAAGAUGGGUUAUGAUGAGGAAUUCGAGAGGAUCUUCAACCUGGAGAAGAAGGGUUAUAGCGCCCAGGAUAUAUCGAUAGCAAGGGCUGCGCUGUCUAACAUGGUGGGGGGUAUGGGGUACUUCUAUGGCGCGAGCAGGGUGCAGUCCAAGUACACCAGGGAACCGGUCCCGUACUGGAGAGCUGCGCUUCAUACGGCUGUACCCAGCAGAUCGUUCUUCCCGCGCGGGUUCCUGUGGGAUGAGGGUUUCCACUUGCUGCUGGUGUCGUGGUGGUCGGCUGACCUGGCCCUGGACGUGGCCGCUCACUGGCUGGACCUCAUCAACGUGGAGGGUUGGAUACCGCGGGAACAGAUACUAGGAGUCGAGGCGUUGGCGAGGGUGCCCAAGGAGUUCGUGGUGCAGCACAAUUCUGCUGCAAACCCUCCAAUGCUGCUGCUGUCUCUGGCCAGGCUGGUGAGGUCCAGGCCGCAUCUGUUCACCGAGACGCCCUACAGACAGACCUUGGACAGAAUGUUCCCCAGGCUGCAGGCGUGGUACCAGUGGUUCCUGACGACCCAGAAGGGAGACGAGCCCACCACGUACAGGUGGCGCGGCCGGGAGGAUGACGGGUUCCAGCUCAACCCGAAGACCUUGACGUCUGGACUCGACGAUUACCCCAGGGCGUCUCAUCCCAGCAGUAUCGAGCGCCACGUGGAUCUCCGCUGCUGGAUGUACGCUGCCGCGGAUGCUAUGGCGGUCAUAGCGCGCGCCCUGGACCGGGAUACUGACAAGUUCGAGGAUAUGAAGGAGCAGCUGGGUAACGAAGACCUGCUGAACGAGUUGCACUGGUCGCCGCACACGCAGACAUACGCCGACUACGGUCUACACACGGACGGCGUGAGGUUCGUCCGCCAGCAGGCCAGGGACCCGCAGGAGGGAGCCAGGGUCGUGAGGAGCGUCACGAUAGCGCCGCAGCCGAGGCUGGUGACGUCCGCAUUCGGGUACGUGUCACUAUUCCCCAUGCUGAUGAAAGUUCUCAAACCCGAGAGCGACAAGCUGGGGAAUAUCCUGGAAAUGCUGGACAAGCCCGACCUGCUGUGGUCUCCGUACGGCCUGAGAUCUCUAUCCAAGCUGUCUCCGCUGUACAUGAAGAGGAACACUGAGCAUGACCCCCCGUACUGGCGGGGUCAAGUGUGGAUCAACAUCAACUACCUGGCCAUAUCAGCCCUCCACCACUACUCGGUCUCCGGGGGACCACACGCUGCGAGGGCGAAGUCCCUGCACCAGAGGCUGAGAGAUAAUGUAGUCAGUAAUAUACUGUCGGAGUACAAAAGAACUGGUUACCUCUGGGAGCAGUACUCGGGUGAGGAUGGCAAGGGCAGUGGGUGUAGACCGUUCACAGGGUGGACGGCGUUGGUCGUGCUGUUGAUGGCUGAUGAGUACUAGAGGACCUCGGGGCCUUAGGGGCCAUCCGACAGCCAUAAGGCCCCCGGAGGACACUUAGAGGGGGCCCGGAGAUAAGGCUUGUGCGUAACACUACUGUGUUGUGGUAUAUUGUGUUAAUUCAUAAGUUUGUAUCAUAUUCUGUAUAUGUUGGUCAUAUGUAGCAAAUUAUAUAUACAUAUAUAUA
Danaus plexippus (monarch butterfly) is the source of this 2596-nucleotide messenger RNA. It is a transcript of the gene GCS1, whose product is annotated as mannosyl-oligosaccharide glucosidase. Gene Ontology annotation, biological process: oligosaccharide metabolic process; protein N-linked glycosylation. The transcript is spliced from 16 exons. Gene Ontology annotation, cellular component: endoplasmic reticulum membrane. Lineage: Eukaryota; Metazoa; Arthropoda; Insecta; Lepidoptera; Nymphalidae. The coding region runs from base 1 to 2412 and encodes 803 amino acids. The record is from RefSeq and is a predicted model, not a curated record. Gene Ontology annotation, molecular function: Glc3Man9GlcNAc2 oligosaccharide glucosidase activity.